Messenger RNA from Orycteropus afer afer, 633 nucleotides. RefSeq names its product protein HP-25 homolog 2-like. Gene Ontology annotation, molecular function: protein binding. The transcript is spliced from 3 exons. The coding region runs from base 1 to 633 and encodes 210 amino acids. The record is from RefSeq and is a predicted model, not a curated record. NCBI's taxonomy places the organism in Eukaryota, Metazoa, Chordata, Mammalia, Tubulidentata, Orycteropodidae.
AUGCCAGUGAUCAUGAAUACUUUUGAUGAUGUCUGGAUUCUAGUAUUGUCUGUUGUGUCAGCCAUGGCUAAUGUCAGUUCUCUAGAAGUUUCAACAUCUUGUGAUUCUCAAGGAUUCCCAGGACUCCAAGGACCCCCAGGUCCACCAGGGCCACGUGGCCAUACGGGAAUCCCUGGCUUUCCUGGCCUACCAGGUCUACAAGGGUCUCCUGGAGCCAUCGAGGAUUGCCCUCACCCACCAAAAUCUGCCUUUGCAGUGAAGCUGAAUGAUCCCUUCCCAGGUACCUCCCAACCCAUUGUCUUCAAGGACAUCCUCCAUAACCAUCAGAAUCACUUCAAUGUAACCACAGGGGUUUUCACCUGCAUAAACCCUGGUGUGUAUAAUUUUGGCUUUGAUAUUGAGUUGUUCCAGCAUGCUGUGAAGUUGGGGCUCAUGAAGAAUGGCAUCCAAGUCCUUGAGAAGGAAGCAAGGGCCAAGAACAGUUAUAGGCAUGUUUCUGAAAGUGCCAUCUUGCAGCUGAUGAUAGGAGACAAGAUCUGGCUGGAAUCCAAGUUAGACACAGCAGAGACAGAGAAAGGUGUGAUUCAAAGUAUGUUCUUUGGGUAUUUACUCUAUGGAAAUCAUACUGACUAG